ACUGGUUGCAUGAUAUUAUCAGCUUGUAUGUAUAGUUAGGAUGAUGCAAGAACCAACACUCAGGUCUAUGAUUGGUUCACCAUAGGCUGGUUAGUUGCAAGAUGAUGCCACCAGUUUCGAGGUUUAGAUCUGGUUUAAGCUUUGUAUCGUGAUCUUGUAUGUAUAUUUUAGGAUGAUGCAAGAUGAACAUCACACUCAGGUUUAUUAUAUUUGGUUCACCAUAGGCUCGUUGGUUGCAAGAUGAGGAGUUCACGAGGUUCUAGCUUCAUUAUUUGUUAUGAUUCCAUUGGUGUCUCUGUGUUUGACCAUCAUAAUUUCUUAUAGUGGCUGUGCAGGAAGCAGAAAUGUCUGAGGAAGAAGUAAAGGGUGUAUUAGAAGCGGUAGCAUCAAGGGGAAAGUUCUGGCAGGAUUGGGAGAAACUGAAGGGAAUGCUGUCGUGGUGGUUGAAGAAGGUUCUGUCAGAAUACCCUGAAGCAAAGAUGACGGACGAACAACAAAAGAAAGCCCUAGGAGAAACGUAUUCACAGCUCGUUAAUCGAUUGGAUGAAGCCCUUCUUAAUUUCGACGAAGGUCCUCCAUUUACACUGCAGAGACUCUGUGAGAUCCUUUUGGCUGCAAGGAGUAUCUACCCGAAGCUCUCAAAGCUCGCUCUUGCUUUAGAAAAGAAUCUGUUGGUUACUUCUAUGCUAUCCAUCAGCACGGACCCACAAUUAGAAACCACUGAGAAUGCAAACGCAACAACGGAAGACACGGGGAGUGCUGCAGCAAAUUGGACACAAAAUGGAACUGAAGCAGUGGGAGGGGACAAGGACGAGAUAAUGACAGAGGUAGAAGAAGCAGAUGUUGAUGACGCAAUGACUAUUGACAUGGAAACUAUCGAUGAACCAUCAGAGACAAUGACGACAGCUAGUGAGAGUGAGAAGCCAAGUGAAACCAAUGCUGCAGAACCAUCAUCGGAUUCAAUGGCUGCCGGGGAGGGAGAUUCACCGUUGCCUUGAACCUUUAUGCUUCGAGAGACGAGAGUUUGAACGAUCAGCUUUGAAAACUGACCUCGAAUAUAAUGUUUGUUCUAAGAGGAGACAUUCUUGGAUCAUCUUUCACUGUAUUAGUUUUAUGAAGGUUUCUGUUGUUUGUGUGUAGAUUUUUGGAUCAUAAGGUUGAUCGAUUCUCAAAUUCAAAGACAGAAAAAUAUUUUGAAAUGAA
Molecule: messenger RNA, 1203 nt
Organism: Brassica oleracea var. oleracea
Lineage: Eukaryota; Viridiplantae; Streptophyta; Magnoliopsida; Brassicales; Brassicaceae
Product: serine/threonine-protein phosphatase 4 regulatory subunit 2
Exons: 8
Coding region: 345-998 (217 amino acids)
Biological process (GO): protein dephosphorylation
Cellular component (GO): cytoplasm; protein phosphatase 4 complex; nucleus
Molecular function (GO): protein phosphatase regulator activity
Source: RefSeq, a predicted model, not a curated record